Molecule: messenger RNA, 885 nt
Organism: Penicillium diatomitis
Lineage: Eukaryota; Fungi; Ascomycota; Eurotiomycetes; Eurotiales; Aspergillaceae
Product: RTA1 domain-containing protein
Exons: 3
Coding region: 1-885 (294 amino acids)
Cellular component (GO): fungal-type vacuole; plasma membrane
Source: RefSeq, a predicted model, not a curated record
AUGCCGAGCUACGCGGACUGUACCGCGGUAGGCCCCGGCUGCCCCGUGCAAGCAACUACCUAUGGCUAUUAUCCCAACUUGGGCGGCAACAUCUUUUUCACGGCCUACUUUGGCGUGUUGGCUCUGUUACAACUCGGGUUCGGCAUCUACUUUCGCACCUGGACCUUCAUGGUCGCUCUGGGAGCCGGCACUCUGAUGGAAAUGGCCGGGUACAUUGGCCGAGUGCUCAUGCAUCACAAUCCAUGGAAUCAAGGCGCAUUCAAGCUGCAAAUCGUGUGCUUGGUCCUUGCGCCUACUUUUGUCGCCGCGGGCGUCUAUCUCACCCUCAAGCACAUCGUCUUGAACCUCGGGCCGGAACACUCCAAGCUCAAGCCCCAACUGUUCACCUGGAUCUUCAUCAGUUGCGAUAUUGGCUCGUUGAUCCUGCAAGCCGCGGGUGGCGGUGUUGCCGCGGCCGCCGGCAAGAACAAUGCGUUCCUUCUCAAGGUGGGCGAUGAUAUUAUCAUUGCCGGUAUCGCCUUUCAGGUUGCAACCAUGGUGAUCUGCGGUCUACUUGGAGCCAACUUCUUCUGGAAUUUAUAUCGCAGUGGGAACGGCCUUUCUGGGGAGAAGACCUAUGAGGAUCCCUCUCCGUCGGUCUCUCCUUCGCGUAUAAAGCUCGUGAUCAUUGCUGAGGUCUUUGCCUAUCUUACUGUUUUGAUUCGUUGUAUCUAUCGUAUCCCCGAAAUGGCUGGCGGUUGGGGUAGCCCUCUCAUGCAAAAGGAGAACGAAUUUCUCGUGCUCGAUGGAAUGAUGAUCGCACUCGCCUGUACGGCCUUUACCCUGGUUCACCCCGGACUCUUCAUCCCAUCCAUGCGAACGGGGUAUAAGAACCGCCCACAAUAG